Molecule: messenger RNA, 1425 nt
Organism: Penicillium olsonii
Lineage: Eukaryota; Fungi; Ascomycota; Eurotiomycetes; Eurotiales; Aspergillaceae
Source: the annotation of a GenBank genome assembly
AUGUCGCCCCAACUACAUUUGCCGAUGGAGCUCAUCCGCAUGAUCUGCGAGGCAUCGGAUCAGAGCACACUCGCCAGUCUCUCCCGCGUAAGCAAAGCUUUGCACACGGUCGUUGAGGACUACCUCUGGAUCAACUACGAGUGGGAUGGUUCCUCUCGAGUGGUGAAAUACUUGCAAAGGAUCAUUGAGAAGCCCGGGCUCGCCAGCCUCGUGAAGCACGUCAACAUUCAUCUCCCAGGAGAGUUGGAGUACGACGAAGUCCUGGAGAGCAACAUAGUCGAGCCCCUUGACGUCCCCAAGAGCGCUAUCCCGUCACUCAUCGCAUCAAGCCCGGCAGUCCAAGAUAAUUGGAAGAAGGAGAUCGAAGCAAGUGACCCCAGUGCGUUCCUAGCACUUGUCAUUGCCUUGCUCCCCAAUCUUGUUUCGAUUCGGGUGCACACAAGAGCCCUCCAAGAGCUUGAUAAUCUCUGUGAUUUCUUCGAUUGGGUCUCUCGCCCCGAAUACAAGGAGGCUCGCAUGUCUUCCGUUCAUGGAGGCCACGAUCCCGCAUUCCCACAUCUUCGAGAAGUGUACAUCACCAGCACUGAUCGUGCCUCCGUGGAGCCUGGAUGGGAACGUACAAACCACGCGAUGGACCUUCUGCCACUCUUUUAUCUCCCAUCGUUGGAGCAUAUCACGGCACCGAUCCAUCUCCAAGAUAAUUUCUCUUGGGGCCGCCCAACGCAGCCAAAUGCAGAAAACAUCAAGUCCCUCGAUAUUAGCAUGAUUCGAGAAGCUAAUUUGGCCCGAGUCCUUGCUGCGACUCCUCUCCUGGAGAAGCUGGAUUGGAACUGGUGUUCUCGACUGGAUAUGGAUCCGUUGUACCCUGUCCCUAUUGCCGACAAACAUAUCAACCUCCAGAGAUUGUCCGUGCUCCUUGGGAAAUUGAGUGAGACGUUGACACACCUGAAGAUCACCGGAUCUAUUAGACGACUGGCAACAGAGGAUGGCCGAUUCGAAGGCAUGUUCACCAAGCUCGUCGACGAUGGCAAUCUGGGCAUCUUCACGCCUCUUACGAAGCUUCAAACCUUCCACGUACCUUUGUCAUUCGUGCUGGGGCUCCAUGACCCACACAAAAGUGACCCGCUCGUGCUUGCUCGCAACCUUCCCAGUAACGUGGAGUAUCUCACCAUCAGCGACGAGAAGCCUGACCCGGAUGAUGCUCACUGGCUCCCGGAGGAAAUCAUCUUGGUUGUCAAGGCGUAUCUUUCUUGUUGGAAGGAGUGGACUCCGAAAUUGGUCUCUCUCAAGUUAGAGAUCGGUUCGAAGGGGGCCGACUUGGUAGCAGAAGAGCUCGCUGACGUUGUUGCUUCGUCUGGUAUUCAAUUUCAGAUUGAAGCCAACCCUUUCCCCUGGGACCUUUCGGACAGCACCGAUGAAAGCUGA